UCCCCAGGAAAUGGACCAGAGCUCUUCUGACUCUACAGUGAUCCUUGAACUAAGUUCCGUCCCUGAAAAGGAGGACAUAAGCGUUCCUGAACUCAAGAGAGCAGAAAGUGUAUAUCUUACCAGAAAAACUCUUGGAUAUUGUACAGAUGAAUCAAUCAGCCUUGAAGACAGUGAGGACAGUGAGGACGAGUAACUUUGCUCAUGUUGUGGAAGCUGUGAAGAAAGUGGCUGAAUUUGAUGAGGAGAAAGGUCUGUACAAAACUCCAUCACUGGCUUUAAAGCUAGGCCACAACCUCAAAAAAAUGGCAAAUAUAGUCGAAUGUGAAGCCAUGAUGUCACAAGAUGAGAGUGCCCUGCACAAUGUGCGUACAUUCAAACAGCUUUAUGAAGCCCGAUGGACUGAGUGUGUGUCAACACAUGCACUCAGGAAUCUAAAAGAAGCGAAGUGGAAUGCACCUACGCUCCUUCCCUUCACUGAGGAUGUUAAAAGAAUGCACAAGUACAUUGAUGAACAGCGGAGUGAGUGCCAAACAAAACUGCUCGAAGCACCAAAUAAGAAAAGCUGGUCGGAUUUGGCCAACCUUACACUCGGUGAGAUUAUACUGUUUAAUCGCAGGCGAGAGGGCGAGGUAGCAAAAAUGCCUCUCAAAGCUUUCACCGUGAGAGACACCUCUUCAAUUCAUCCAGAUGUUGAAAUUGGAUUAACUGACCUAGAGAAGAAGCUCUGCAGGCACUUUAAGCGCAUAGAGAUCCAGGGAAAACGUCAAAGAAAGGUCCCUAUCAUCCUCACGCCAAAUAUGCUCUCAUCCAUGGAGGCUCUAGUUGAGAAUCGCAUACAAUGUGGAGUUCCCAAUGAAAACCACUUCCUGUUUGCAAGGCCUGAAGCACGAACACAUCUUAGAGGAUCAGAUGCCAUCCGACAACUUGCACGCAUGUGUGGGGCCAAGCAUCCAGAGGCCCUGUCAUCCACUAAAUUGAGGAAACAUGUGGCGACCAUGUCAAAAGUCCUAAACUUGCGGGAUAAUGAAAUGGAUGACCUUGCCGACUUUCUUGGCCACGACAUUAGAGUACACAGACAGUUCUACAGGCUUCCCGAGGGUACAUUACAGCUCGCAAAGAUCAGCAAAGUCCUUGUGGCCCUUGAGCGAGGACAAAUGUCAGAGUUCAGAGGCAGGAACCUUGACGAGAUCAGCAUUGACCCAAAUGAGGAAAUGGCUGGGGACAGUAAUCUAUCUGAGAAUGAGGAGCGUGAAAUGACCCCGGACCAGUUGCUUUUAACAGCCGGAUCGAGGCGAAAAAGGAAGUGCACGACUGAAGUUGGAUCUGACAGUGAUUCACAGGAAACUACAGUGUGUCCCGUGAGUAAGACUGCACCAAAAAAAAGACCAGAUAACAAGAAGCCAGUGGGUGAAGACAAAUCUGCAGGUGAAUCCCAGAUCACCAAAGGUUAG
Perca fluviatilis (European perch) is the source of this 1451-nucleotide messenger RNA. RefSeq lists its product as uncharacterized. The transcript has 6 exons. Bases 147 to 1451 code for a protein of 434 amino acids. Gene Ontology annotation, molecular function: DNA binding. The record is from RefSeq and is a predicted model, not a curated record. Gene Ontology annotation, biological process: DNA recombination; DNA integration. NCBI's taxonomy places the organism in Eukaryota, Metazoa, Chordata, Actinopteri, Perciformes, Percidae.